Messenger RNA from Danio rerio (zebrafish), 4089 nucleotides. The record is from RefSeq and is a predicted model, not a curated record. Lineage: Eukaryota; Metazoa; Chordata; Actinopteri; Cypriniformes; Danionidae.
AUGUUUGAAUUGCAGAUUCCAUUAAUCAUUACGGCAUAAAUCCUUAAAAGGGUAGUUCAACCAAAACUGAACAUUCUGUCAUCAGUUACUCACCCUUCACUUGUCUCAACAGUCUGAGUUUUUUUUGCGGAACACAAGAUAUUUUAAGAAAUCAUGAAAACCUGUAAACAUUGUCUUCCACAGUGUUUGUUUUUCCUUCUGUGCAAGUCAAUGGUUACCCAAUGACAAACAUCUUUUAGAAAAUAUCCUUUUGUGUUAAACAGAAAAAUGAAUGUAAUUACUUGAGUGCGAGUGAAAUUUCAUUUUUGCUUUAAUGCUGGCUGACAAUUUCAAUGUCGAUUCAUAAUUGCAUUUACAUUCAGACUAGAAUGAUUUUAAUCCCAGUAAAGGGGCUCAAAAAACCUUUAUCUCAUUACUGCACUGAAGUGUCCAUGGGUUUAGACUUGCAUGCAUGCCUCGAAUGAACUUGUGGUAUUAUUCUGCAGAUGUGUUUUCGGAAGUCUCUUAAAGGGUUGAUCAAUUUUAUCAAGCCAAUAUCAUCUAUUGAAAAUGGGCUUUGCUUGUGUGCUGGUUUAUACAAGUGAAUUUAGAUUUCUCCCUGCUUGAUCAUCUGAUAAGUAAACAUACUAGUACACAAACUAAAUUAAACAUUAUUUUUUUCAAGUGUCUUCUCAUUUAAAGUAGCUGCUAGUAAUCUAAAUUAAAAGUUCAGAUCUUUAAAAGUAGAGGCAAGCAAUUUAAACAAUUUUAAUUGAACUUUUAACUUGGUUUAGAUUGUUUUUCAUAUAUCUAAAAUCAGGCUUCAUGUCAUCAACACUUUUAGUCAAAUGCCAAAUAAUUGUCCACAUACUAAAAAGGCCCAUCUUGGUAGCCAUGCCAUCAAGAUAGUCAUUGAGUGUUCCAAUUUAAAGGAGAGGGGUCUAGAUGCAGAUCUGGUGCAGUGCAAUCUGAGCUGCAUGCAAUGCUUUUUAAAGCGCUCAAUUAACCCUACCCGUCACAGUGACGUCACUCACUCCAUUGAGUUCAUUGUGUCUGACAUAGCAUCGCUGAGUGAUGCAAUCUCAGCUUGCAUCAUAAAGGCUGCAUCCAGAUACUAUUGAUUUAAAGGAUUUACAUAAAUAAUUGGCUGAUCUAUUAAUGUAUGACAAAAAAAGUGCUUAUUGUAUUACCAAGGUUCUAAAAUGUUUUUUGCAGAACUAACAUAUUGUUAACAUGAUAAUAUAUUGUAACCGUAGGCUAACCUGUUUCGGGUAUUUAACAUGUUUCUGGUUGUUUUAAUGUGACGAAAAUGUAAAAAAUGUGUCUCUUACUACUAUGUUGCUGCUAUUUAUGUUUAGUACACAGUAUGUUUUAGCAUGGAAAAUAAAUUACCAUUAGAUGUCAUGUUUCUAGAAAGUUGCUAGCAUUUUUCAUGUCAUGUAAUACAACUAACGUAACAUUUUACGUCUGUUUCCACGUUUAGCAUGUUACUAGCAUGAUAUAUUACAUUUCUAGCAUGAGUUCUAGAUCUAAAAUGCCUUCACUUGAUAGCUGAAUUAUGUUUUGCCACAAUUCUAGCACAUGGCUAACAUGUUGCUAGCAUUAAUUCUCCAGUUUUCAUUUAUACCACCUGUUAUUGUGGUUUAAAUGUUGCUAAUAUUUUAUUUUCUGGCAUGGAAAUAGAAUGUUAGUAACAUAUUUUCAAAACUCAGCACAUUACCAGCCGGUUUCUAGCAUGACUUUGCACGUGUUUCUGUGAUAUAAUUAUGUAAAGUUUUUUAAAUGAAUGUUCAAUGUGCUUUCGGAAAUAUAAUCGGAUGAUAUUUACAGACAUGAAUUAUAUGUCCAAAUGUACUACACAUGACUUUGCACGUUGUAAGCAUACUUUACUAAAAUAAGAUACAAAAUCAAUAAUUAUUCGGAUACUAGGAACCAAUCUUGCAGUUUGUGUUCACGGGCCACGGCGGAUCAGUUAUGCUGUUGCACUAUUGAGAGCAGCAUGGAGAGCUCGAGAAGUGUCCGAAGAACGAAAGAGGAGAAAAAACUACUCCGAAGGCAGAUUAAAGCCAGUCACACAUUACUGAAGCACGAGGACAUAACCACAGUAUCACACCCCACAAAGCAUCUGGUGGUUUCUAAUGGCGGUUUGGGGAAUGGAGUGAGCCGAGAGUCUCUACUGGAGGUCCUUAAAGAAGGAGGAACUGUUGAGUCUCUCCUCACCCCUCCAUCAAAACCUUAUGCGUUUGUGUCUUAUUCAUCUAUCGAAGCUGGCCAGAAUGCAUACACACUUCUCAAUGGACGAACACUACAGUGUCAGGAUCAGACCAUGACACUUUAUUUCAGCUAUGUUGUGAAAGUGGACUGUGACAGGAGUGUGUCCUGUGCUUUGCCUCCUGGUCUGUCUGUAUUGGAGGAUUUUGUGUCUUUGGAGGAGGAGCUGCAGAUUCUGAAGGCUGUUGAUUGGACACCACACGCUGAUGAUGUCACUGCGCAGAAAGCUUUGAAACACAGAAGAGUGAAGCAUUAUGGAUAUGAGUUUCGCUAUGAUAAUAAUAAUGUGGACAAAGACAAGCCAUUGCCAGGUGGCUUGCCUGUGGAAUGUGAUGCUUUACUACAAAGAUGUUUGGCUGGCGGCCAUAUAAGUGUCCUUCCAGACCAGCUCACUGUAAACCAAUACCAAAGCGGACAAGGGAUUCCCCCUCAUGUGGACACUCACUCUCCGUUUGAGGACACCAUCCUUUCCUUGAGUCUUGGUGCAAAGACAGUGAUGGACUUUAAGCAUCCUGAUGGACGUUCUGUCGCCGUGGUGCUGCCAGAGAGAAGUCUGCUUGUGAUGAAAGGAGAGAGCCGCUAUCUGUGGACUCAUGGCAUAACACCUCGGAAGUUUGAUGUGGUACCUGUGUCAGAGACUGGAGGGUCAGGGGUCAUGACCUCUGACUUGAGUAAUCUGACCCUGAGCCGGCGUGAUACCAGGACAUCGCUGACCUUCCGCAAAAUACGGCAUACUCCCUGCAACUGUGCGUAUCCGUCUGUAUGUGACAGCCAGCGGCCACCAUCUCCCCCUGUUGUGCCUGUAGCUGAAGGAGAUGCGUGUCGUUUGGAGUCACAGUACGUUCAUCAGGUUUAUGAAGAGAUUUCCUCCCACUUCAGCAGCACACGACACUCGCCGUGGCCCAAGGUGCGAGACUUCCUGUUGUCUCUUCCACCUGGUAGUUUUCUGGCAGAUGUCGGAUGCGGCAAUGGCAAAUACCUGGGGAUCAAUCCUGCAGUGAGGGCGGUGGGCUGUGACCGCAGUGUUAAUCUGGUUCAGAUCUGCAUUGAGCGAGGGUACGAUGCUUUUGUGUCCGAUGCACUGUCCGUCCCCCUGCGCAGAGGCAGCUGUGAUGCCUGCAUCUCCAUUGCCGUCAUUCAUCAUUUCGCCACCCAGGAGAGAAGACGAGCUGCUGUCAGAGAGCUGAUCCGGUUAAUAAAGGUAGGAGGAAGAGCUCUAAUCUAUGUUUGGGCCAUGGAGCAAGAAUACAACAACCAAAAAUCUAAAUAUCUGAAAGAAGAAGCAUCUGGAAGCAGCAGGGAGGGUGGCGAAGAGCUAAAAACUGAAGAAAAUAAGGCAAUUCAAAAGGAGGAGCAUGAUAGAAAUAUGAUAUCAGACAUUCGGUGCACAGAUGAUGGUUUAAGUAAUGUGACGCAACCAAAAAUACAUGUCCACACUAAUCGAACAGCUUUCCUGUCCCAGGACCUUCUGGUGCCGUGGCAUUUAAAAGGCAAUAUGGAGAAUAAGAAGGGAGCAGCAAGUGGCUGCGCAGACAUCCCUGUGGAAAACGCUAAGCAGAAGCCUGUAUUUCACCGCUAUUAUCAUGUCUUCCAGCAGGGAGAGCUGGAGGAGCUGUGUUUGGGGGUAAAAGGAGUAAAAGUGCUCAGGAGUUACCAUGAUCAGGGUAACUGGUGUGUGGAACUGGAAAAGACACAUGGUAACUUUUCAAUUAUUGCAGCGGGAAAAUGAAAAAUUCUAUUUUCUUUAAUAAAUGACAGCGUAUAAUAUAUAUUUUAAUAUUCAUUUGAAAUGUUUUAUUGAACGCAAUGACGGUUAAUAAAUGACAACAGCAGAAUAAC